This is a messenger RNA of Drosophila miranda, 962 nucleotides long. Its product is annotated as lectizyme. Gene Ontology annotation, molecular function: serine-type endopeptidase activity. The record is from RefSeq and is a predicted model, not a curated record. Lineage: Eukaryota; Metazoa; Arthropoda; Insecta; Diptera; Drosophilidae. Gene Ontology annotation, biological process: proteolysis. Bases 34 to 867 code for a protein of 277 amino acids. The transcript has a single exon.
AGACAUUAUUCCCGCUCUUCAGAAUCGAACAGAAUGAAGGUGAUUGCUCUGACGCUUCUCGUGGCCUUGGUGGCCACCGCCCAGGCUGGCAAGCUAACCGACAAGUUCGCCCAUCUGAUCCCCAGCUUCGCCACUGGCUUCGUGAUCAACGGCACCGAGGCUGACCCGCACUCUGCCCCGUACAUCGUGUCGCUGGCAACCAAAGUCGAGAAGCACUCGCACAUCUGUGGCGGCACCAUCAUCAACAAGGAGUGGAUCCUCACUGCCGCCCACUGCAUCUCCAAUCCCGUGGGCAUGAGCGCCAUCGCCGGCCUGCACACCCGCGCCGAGGUCGAUGAGCUCACUCAGCAGCGCGAGAUCGACUUCGGCCGCGUCCACGAGUCCUACACCGGCGGCGUGGGACCCUUCGACAUUGCCAUCCUGCACGUGAGCGAGCCCUUCGAGUUCAACGAGUGGGUGCAGCCCGCCCUUCUGCCCACCCGCGAGGAGGUCCACGACGGAGAGUCGCACCUGUACGGCUGGGGACAGCCCAAGUCCUACGUCCUGACCGCCGCCAAGAGCCUGCAGACCGUCACCACCGAGCUCGUCAACUACCCCGAGUGCGUCGAUGCCCUGCCCGAGAACGCUCCUCUGGAGCCCUCGAACAUCUGCUCCUCUUCGCUGCAGCAGAGCGUGUCCGCCUGCAACGGCGACUCCGGCGGCCCCCUGGUCGUUGAGCACGAGAACGCCCCCUCCGAGCUGGUCGGCAUCGUCUCCUGGGGCUACAUUCCCUGCGGACUGGCCCAGCUGCCGUCGGUCUACACCCGCGUCUCCGCCUACAUCGACUGGAUCCAGGCCAAGCAGACCGCCUACUACGCUCUGUUCUAAGGGAUAGCCCACUCUUGCAGAUCAUCUUCCAAUGGAUUCAUGUCCAGGAAUCCCUUGACAAGAUGAUUAAAGAUCCAUGGAUGAAUUGUGAAAUA